GGGACUUCGCGCUGCCCUGCGGCGUGGAGGCGAAAAAGUUUCUUUUGCUGGCUAGAAGGGGCUUCGGCGAGCCGACGCUGCUCAGGCUGCAACUCUGUCGCAGUUGGCAGUUCUUUUCAGUUUCCCUCCUGCUUCCUGGAGGCAUGAAAGGGCUUCGCCGCCGGGAGUAAAAGGAAUUGACCCGCCAGCGCGAGGGCGGAGCGCGCACGCGGCCGGGAGGGCGGGCGUGCACCCGCGGCUGGAAGUUUGUGCGGGGCCCCGAGCGUGCGCGGCUGGGAGCAGCGGGCCGAGACCGAGACCAAGGCCGCUGAACCGCGAUGAGCGCGCCGAACCUUGUUGCGCGCGCGGCGGCGUUGGGGCUGCUGUUCUGCGCGGUACUGGGGCGCGCGGGCCGGGCGGACAGCGGCGGCCGCGGGGCACUCGGGCACCCCUCCGGGAUAGCCACCGAGCGCCAGUGCCCCGCUCCCUGCCGCUGCCUUGGGGACCUGCUGGACUGCAGUCGCCAGCGGCUGGCGCGUCUUCCUGAGCCGCUCCCGCCCUGGGUAGCUCGACUGGACUUAAGUCACAACAGAUUAUCUGUCAUCAAGGCCAGUUCCCUGAGCCGCCUUCAAAGCCUUCGAGAAGUGAAACUGAACAACAAUGAAUUGGCAGCCAUUCCAAAUCUGGGACCAGUCACAGCAAAUAUUACACUACUGUCCUUGGCUGGAAACAGAAUUGUUGAAAUACUACCUGAACAUCUGAAAGAGUUUCAAUCCCUUGAAACUUUGGACCUUAGCAGCAACAAUAUUUCAGAGCUCAAAACUGCAUUUCCACCCCUACAGCUCAAAUAUCUGUAUCUCAACAGCAACCGAGUCACAUCAGUGGAACCUGGGUAUUUUGACAAUUUGGCCAACACACUCCUUGUGUUAAAGCUGAACAGGAACCGAAUCUCAGCUAUCCCACCCAAGAUGUUUAAACUGCCCCAGCUGCAACACCUUGAAUUGAACCGAAACAAGAUUAAAAACGUAGAUGGACUGACAUUCCAAGGGCUUGGUGCUCUGAAGUCUCUGAAAAUGCAAAGAAAUGGAGUCACGAAACUUAUGGAUGGAGCUUUUUGGGGGCUGAGCAACAUGGAAAUUUUGCAGCUGGACCAUAACAACCUAACAGAGAUUACCAAAGGCUGGCUUUACGGCUUGCUGAUGCUGCAGGAACUUCAUCUCAGCCAAAAUGCCAUCAACAGGAUCAGCCCUGAUGCCUGGGAGUUCUGCCAGAAGCUUAGUGAGCUGGACCUAACUUUCAAUCACUUAUCAAGGUUAGAUGAUUCAAGCUUCCUUGGCCUGAGCUUACUGAAUACACUGCACAUUGGGAACAACAAAGUCAGCUACAUUGCUGAUUGUGCCUUCCGAGGGCUUUCCAGUUUAAAGACUUUAGAUCUGAAGAACAAUGAAAUUUCCUGGACUAUUGAAGACAUGAAUGGUGCUUUCUCUGGGCUUGACAAACUGAGGCGGCUGAUACUCCAGGGAAAUCGGAUUCGAUCUAUUACUAAAAAAGCCUUCACUGGUUUGGAUGCAUUGGAGCAUCUAGACCUGAGUGACAACGCAAUCAUGUCUUUACAAGGCAAUGCAUUUUCACAAAUGAAGAAACUGCAGCAAUUGCAUUUAAAUACAUCAAGCCUUUUGUGUGAUUGCCAACUAAAAUGGCUUCCACAGUGGGUGGCGGAAAACAACUUUCAGAGCUUUGUAAAUGCCAGUUGUGCCCAUCCUCAGCUGCUAAAAGGAAGGAGCAUUUUUGCUGUUAGCCCAGAUGGCUUUGUGUGUGAUGAUUUUCCCAAACCCCAGAUCACGGUUCAGCCAGAAACACAGUCGGCAAUAAAAGGCUCCAAUUUGAGUUUCAUCUGCUCAGCUGCCAGCAGCAGUGAUUCCCCAAUGACUUUUGCUUGGAAAAAAGACAAUGAACUGCUGCAUGACGCCGAAAUGGAAAAUUAUGCACACCUCCGGGCCCAAGGUGGCGAGGUGAUGGAGUAUACCACCAUCCUUCGGCUGCGCAAGGUGGAAUUUGCCAGUGAGGGGAAAUAUCAGUGUGUCAUCUCCAAUCACUUUGGUUCAUCCUACUCUGUCAAAGCCAAGCUUACAGUAAAUAUGCUUCCCUCAUUCACCAAGACCCCCAUGGACCUCACCAUACGAGCUGGGGCCAUGGCACGCUUGGAGUGUGCUGCUGUGGGGCACCCAGCCCCACAGAUAGCUUGGCAGAAGGAUGGGGGCACAGACUUCCCAGCUGCACGGGAGAGACGCAUGCAUGUGAUGCCCGAGGAUGACGUAUUCUUUAUUGUGGAUGUGAAGAUCGAGGACAUUGGGGUGUACAGCUGCACAGCUCAGAACAGUGCAGGAAGUAUUUCUGCAAAUGCAACUCUAACUGUCUUAGAAACGCCAUCAUUUUUGCGGCCUCUGUUGGACCGAACUGUAACCAAGGGAGAAACGGCCGUCCUACAGUGCAUUGCUGGGGGAAGCCCUCCACCCAGGCUGAACUGGACCAAAGAUGAUAGCCCUUUGCUGGUAACUGAGAGGCACUUUUUUGCAGCAGGCAAUCAGCUUCUUAUUAUUGUGGACUCAGAUGUCAGCGAUGCUGGGAAAUACACGUGUGAGAUGUCCAAUACCCUUGGCACGGAGAGAGGAAACAUGCGCCUCAGUGUGAUCCCCACUCCGACCUGCGACUCCCCUCAGAUGACUGCCCCGUCGUUAGACGAUGACGGAUGGGCCACUGUGGGUGUCGUGAUCAUAGCCGUGGUUUGCUGUGUGGUGGGCACGUCACUCGUGUGGGUGGUCAUCAUAUACCACACAAGGCGGAGGAAUGAAGAUUGCAGCAUUACCAACACAGAUGAGACCAACUUGCCAGCAGAUAUUCCUAGUUAUUUGUCAUCUCAGGGAACAUUAGCUGACAGGCAGGAUGGGUACAUCUCUUCAGAAAGUGGAAGCCACCACCAGUUUGUCACAUCUUCAGGUGCUGGAUUUUUCUUACCACAACAUGACAGUAGUGGGACCUGCCAUAUUGACAAUAGCAGUGAAGCUGACGUGGAAGCUGCCACCACAGAUCCGUUCCUUUGUCCCUUUUUGGGAUCCACAGGCCCCGUGUAUUUGAAGGGAAAUGUGUAUGGCUCAGAUCCUUUUGAAAUGUAUUAUACAGGUUGCAGUCCUGACCCAAGAACAGCUUUAAUGGACCACUGUGAGCCCAGUUAUGUAAAGAAAAAGGAGUGCUACCCAUGUUCUCAUCCUUCAGAAGAGUCCUGCGAACGGAGCUUCAGUAAUGUUGCAUGGCCUUCACAUGUGAGGAAGCUACUUAACGCUAGUUACUCACAAAACGAAGGACCCGGAAUGAAAAAUCUGUGUCUAAACAAGUCCUCUUUAGAUUUUAGUGCAAAUCCAGAGCCCGCGUCGAUUGCCUUGAGUAAUUCUUUCAUGGGUACAUUUGGAAAAGCUCUUAGGAGACCUCACCUAGAUGCCUAUUCAAGCUUUGCACAGCCAUCAGAUUGUCAGCCAAGAGCCUCUUAUUUGAAAGCUCAUUCUUCCCCAGACUUGGACUCUGGGUCAGAGGAAGAUGGGAAAGAAAGGACAGAUUUUCAAGAAGAAAAUCACAUUUGUACCUUUAAACAGACUUUAGAAAACUACAGGACUCCAAAUUUUCAGUCUUACGACUUGGACACAUAGACUGAAUGAGACCAAAGGAAAACCUUAACAUACUACCUCAAGUGAACUUUUAUUUAAAAGAGAGAGAAUCUUAUGUUUUUAAAAUGGAGUUGUGAAUUUUAAAAGGUUAAAAAUGCUUUAUUUAUACAGAUGAACCAAAAUUACAAAAAGUUAUGAAAAUUUUUGUACUGAGAAUAAUGCUCAUAUAAGAAUACCUUUUAAAACUAUUUUAUAACUGUUUUAUGCAAAAAAGUAUCUUAUGUAAAUUAAUGAUAUAAAUCAUGAUUAUUUUAUGUAUUUUUAUAAUGCCAGAUUUCUUUUUAUUGAAAAUGAGUUACUAAAGCAUUUGAAAUAAUACCUGCCUUGUACUGUUUUUGAAUAGAGGUUAUUUCAUUAUAUUUUGCACAUUAUAUUUAAUAAAAUGUGUCAAUUUUAUGCCAAGCCCCAUUUAUACAAAAACAAUUUUAUUUUUCACACAUUUUAGGCUUAAUUAGUUCACACUAUCAUGUCUCAAAUUGAUGGGAAUUAUAUUUAGCCCAUUAAAGUAUGAACAAAAAUGACCAUUCUUUCUACUUCCUAGGAUUGUUAUAGAUUCAAAUCAGAUUGUGCAUGUGAAAGCACAAUUGUAAACAAGAAGGAGCUACAAAGAUUUAAGCUACCUUAAUUCAUUUCUAAAUCUAUGAACAAAAAAAGAUUUGUGGUUAUGAUCUGGUAUAAUAUAGUACAACUGCCAUUCCUUAAAUCACUGCUCAAUUCAUGUUUCUUUAAUUAUAAUAAUGCCUUAUGGUCUAAUGCCUUACGCUUAUCCAAGUAGUUUCACAUUUGCCGUCUCUUUUCUUACAAGAAGCAAAUGUUUUAUUGUACAUGUCUAUAGCUAAAGUGGCUAUAGCAGAGGUGGACUUUCAUGCACUGUUUCAGGUUAUAAUGAGAUGCUGCUGGAAUUCCUUUCUGUUUUUAUUGAUUUUCUACUGAAGAGUAGUUUGUAUAUAAAUGGUACUCAAGCUAUUUUUCAACAUUCUUUAACAAUUACCAAAAUAUUUUCUUUGAUCGUUAAGGUUUGGUUAAAAACUAAGUAGCAAAUCUGUUACUUACGCAUGUAAAACUAUUUAAAACAUUUGUUUUAAAACAGUACUAGUUAAACAUGUAAUUUAUAUGACAGACAUAUCUACAUAGAAAAAUGAAUAUAACCAUAUUUUCAAAACUAGAUGACACAGUUCAAAGUAACUGAAUGGAAAAAAAAUUCAGUUUAAUCAGAUCAUGAAACUGUUUUUUCUUCUUCAGUAAAUUCUAGUUCGUAUGUGUAGUUUAAAGAAAAACCCCUUGCUCAAGAUAAAUUGGCACAAAAGGAGUUAAUAUAGCACAAUAAGAUUUAAAAAUUAACUGACCUCGAAGGUGUGAAUUUAUGCCAUUGUCUUGUCUUUGAACUAAACUGAAAGCAGCUAUUCAAAAAGCAGAUUCUUCUUAGAGAAUAUGUUGGGGGUAAAGUCUUUCUGCUUUUAGUGAGUUUAGAGCUUUGUUGUUUGUAAGCCAGAGCCUGGAAUCCAGAUUGCAGUCGAUUUUCCUGCUUUAAUUUAGAUGCCAGAGUCCAAGACAGGACGCUGAUCCUUCCUUGGACCACCAGUGACUAAGUACAGAGGAGUAAUUUCGUGGGCUUUGGCUUGAUCAUAUUGCCAGACUUUCAAAAUUUUAUUGUUAGUUUGUCUUCAUUAUUGCCAGAUGGGGCCUUUUCAGUGACUAUGAACUAAUUUUAAAAGAUUUAAUUUCUCCAUGCUGAGCACAAAGGUUUAAAUCAUUAACACUUGAAAUUCAAAAAUUAGAUUCACUCUACAUCAGUAUGAUUUUACCCUUUUACUGUGGCAUGUGCUGCACCUUGUGGAUUAGGUGUAAUCUUAACUAUCUGGAGAAAGAGUAGGAACUUGAUUUCUCUUUGACACUUGCAGGAAAAGAGUAUAUAUGAUUUUGAGACUCCAUAUUGAAUUGACAAAAUUAAUCUAGUAGGUGGUAAGAGAUCCUAAAAUAACAUAGACUCAAGGUUGAAAGCCUAAUGUAGAUAAAUGUCACAUUGCUUGAAGGAAUCCUUAAAAAUUCCAGCUUAAUCAUCCUAUGCUUUUUGAUAUGAGUUCAUGUAUAACAUAUCUUAAUAGAUGUUCACAAAAUUUCUGUAUUAUUUUAAUGUUAAUUCCACUAUUGGCACUAUUAAGAUAGUUACUAUGUAUAAUCUUACCUGUUUUGUAGGUUAUUGGGAAAGAAGUACUCCUUAGUUCUGGCAAAAUUUUAUGAAAGUUAAAUAUCUGUGGAAUAUAUAUAAUUUAUUUUCACAGCCUUGCUACAGAAGGAAACCAAAAGUUAUUUCUUACAAUAGAGCCAUACUACUUUUUAAAGAUUGACAGAAGAAAGGAAAGUGGUUUGGUGUUUGUACACUUGGGAGGCUCUAUUUAUUUCAAUUCAGUGUGAUAGGAAGUAAUUUAUAAUCAAUAUUAUGACAGAUGUGCUACACUGGUAUUCUUCAAGAGAAUGGGAACCAAAUGUCAUUGCAAAAUGCCUGAGCUGUCCUUCUCACCCUUGCAAUCUGAAAUGAUCAGAUUUAUGUAAUAGGAUAAUUUAGAAUUCAUUGUUUAAGACAGCAUUCUAUUAACACAUUGGAUAACACAAUACCCUGCCAAGAAAACAAUUAGGCCUCAAAGAGAGGUACAGUGUCUUCAUGAACUGAAUAAUUUUCAUACUCCAGAAAUAUCUAGGUGCCAGAACUUACCAUUUUCAUGGGACAUUUCUUAAACUAAUGUGUAAUAGGAAAGCACUGAAAUAAUUAUCUUGCUUCAUCCCAAAUGUGACCUAAAAUGGCACAGAAAUAUUUUCACUGGUAUUUUAUUUUAAUAGAGAAGAGAUUAUGCCCACAUAUUUUCUGAAUUAUCCCAAUAUCUUGGGCCAUUUGGUUUUUGUUGUUG
Molecule: messenger RNA, 6604 nt
Organism: Sapajus apella (tufted capuchin)
Lineage: Eukaryota; Metazoa; Chordata; Mammalia; Primates; Cebidae
Gene: LRIG3
Product: leucine rich repeats and immunoglobulin like domains 3
Exons: 19
Coding region: 318-3680 (1120 amino acids)
Molecular function (GO): protein binding
Source: RefSeq, a predicted model, not a curated record